Poecilia latipinna (sailfin molly) is the source of this 2518-nucleotide messenger RNA. Its product is annotated as transcription factor E2-alpha-like. Gene Ontology annotation, biological process: regulation of transcription by RNA polymerase II. Bases 584 to 2251 code for a protein of 555 amino acids. Gene Ontology annotation, molecular function: RNA polymerase II cis-regulatory region sequence-specific DNA binding; DNA-binding transcription factor activity, RNA polymerase II-specific. Lineage: Eukaryota; Metazoa; Chordata; Actinopteri; Cyprinodontiformes; Poeciliidae. The transcript is spliced from 18 exons. The record is from RefSeq and is a predicted model, not a curated record. Gene Ontology annotation, cellular component: chromatin; transcription regulator complex.
CUCAUCCGCGAGUUGACGUAGAUCCCCUAAAUUUGUGGCUGGGCCAUUUUGUGUCUCGCUCACGAUUUUAGAGCCUUGACAUUUUACGGCGCGUCUGUUAAACGCUGCGCAUAAACGUAAACUGUCAAAAGCCGCCUGAUUUGGAUUCUUCUCCUUAUUUGAAACCUGACACCGCUGAUGUUUCAGCGCCCAUGUCCUCCCGUAGGUUGUGCGCUGCGGAGUGAUAUUCCAUUGGAACCGACAAUGUGGAGGCUGUGAAAAUGUCUACUUGGGAAAAGAAAUGAUUGCAGUUUCUCCAAGUGAAAGGAAACAGAGUACCGCAAGAGUUAUGGUCCGCGUUAAAGACGCGAGGUCGGCUUCAUAGCGAAGACAAACAACGAGGCGAGACAACAAAGGAGCGUUUUAUAUUGUCUUUCCUGCGCUUCAUCAAGCCCACGGACCGGGACCACAGGAGAAGGAUUCUAUCCCUAACUUUGUUUUUCCUCUCUUAUAUAUUGCCGUAUCACUACUCGCUGCUGGAUGCUACACUGCUGACUCCAGUCUGUAGCUGAGACUGUAAAGGCCCAGUGAACAGCAUCAGAGAAUGGCUACAGUGGAAAACGACAAGGAGCUGAGCGACUUGCUGGAUUUUAGUGCGAUGUUUGAACCUCCAGUUUCGAAUGGAAAGAAUGGGCCGACUACUCUCGCCAGCAGCCAGUUUGGAGGUCCCGGUGUAGAUGAGAGGAGAGGGUCCAGUCCGUGGGGACCAGGGGAGCAGACUAGUCCAUCUUUCAACCAGGGAAGGGUUUUCGAAGAGGGCCUUUACAGUGAGAGAGAAAGUCUGGCCUCUACCCCCGUAUUUGGACCAGGCAUUGCUGGGAAAGCUGAACGAGGGUCAUACUCAUCAUUUGGGACGCAGCCUGGUUUUAUGCCAAGUGAGAUACCCCUGCCCAGUCCUGACAGCCUCUCUCCGCCUUCUGCCAAGUCCAAUUCCCAGUUUUAUUCAUCCUAUGAGAGGAAGAGACCCGCACAGGACCUCACUGCAAAUCCGCAGCCAAAAAAGAUCCGCAAGGUUCCUCCUGGCCUGCCCUCCUCAGUUUACCCCACAGCCACAGGAGAGGAUUUUAAUCGGGACACCACUUGCUUCCCAGCCUCCAAAGCAGGAAAUGUCUACCAACCAGCGUACUACAUGCAAGAUGCCCACCCGCCCUCUGAUCCUUGGGGCUCUGCCGGGUCGAUGAUUCAGCCUGGAUACUCUGCCGUGUUGGGGAACUCCCCCCAUCUGGGCCAGCACGGUCCAUUCACUGCCAUAAACCCUCAAGACAGAAUGAAGCGGCAUCCCCUUCCCCUCUCACCCCAGAACUACCCCCUGCAUGGCAGCGAAGUGAACGGAGCUCAUCCCACCAGCUUCCACGCAGGCUCCAGCAGCUUCGGAGUCCCCAGCCACACACCCCCCAUCGCUGGCACUGAAACGAUUAUGGCAAAUCGUGGUGCUGUACCAGUAAGUUCGGGUGACGAGAUUGGAAAAGCCCUGGCAUCAAUUUAUCCUUCAGACCCAAACAGUAACGCUUUCCCUCCGUCGCCGUCUACUCCCUCCGGUUCACCACAGGCUGUGUCAGACCAAAGCACCCACUGUCAGCUUGGCUUUGUUUCCACGUCAGAAGAAUGUUUUCUGGCUUGUGCGACCAGACGUCUCCAGACUGUAGGUUCUGCAUCACAGUGGACUCGGUCCUCAGGCCAGGCCACCCCGUCACCCAACUUUGAGGGAGGAAUUCAGUCCAUGCAGAGUAAACUGGAGGACCGUCUGGACGAAGCCAUCAAUGUCCUUCAGCGGCACGCCAGCGGACAGGGAGGGCCGGGACUUGCUGAAAUGCACAGCCUGUUGUCGGCUGGGUUAGGGAUCGCACCGGGCUUCAACAGUGCAGCUCUCGGAUUGGCCAGUCGUCUGCAAGGACUGGUUUCCAGCCACCUUGAGGAUUCAGUUGGUCUGCCCUCUAGUGGAGGAGUUUUGCAUCACGGCCCUGCAUCUGUUCAUUCAGGCUCUCAGCCGGAUGGAUUUACAGGCCUGCCCGGAAGCGGGAAUCGUUCCGGCGGCACAGCUAUCAAGCGAGAAGACAAAGAGGACGAUGAGAAUUGCUCAAUUACAGACAAGUCAGAGGACGACAGAAAAGAUCUGAAGGCUCGUCUUCGAACAAGGUGUCCAAAUCAUAACUGCACCAUAAUGUUUAUUUUGAUUUAUAUAGAAGUAGGAUAUUUGCAGCAGCAGAAUUAGAAAAAUAAUUAUAUGCUAGACAACUCUUCGGCAUAAUGUUGAUAAUAUAACAGCAAUUAGAGCGUUUUACCAGCUAAUUCAAUUUCUGUUAUGUGAUUAAAAACAAGCCAUUGUUUAGAGGUGCUUUUUAUUGUGAUGGUCCCCUAAACGUCUAGCACAAAUUAGGAAAAUUACUUAGCAAGGUACAGCUCUGGUCAUAAGUUUGCAUGCACUUUUUAGAGGCAUGAAUGUCAUAAACAUUUUGGGCUUUUAAUUAUAUUUUAACCU